AUGCAUAUUCUUAAUCAUCAAAUAAUCUAUUUCAUAUUAUGCCCAUUAUACAUAUUUUACGACAGCAAAUGUGCAGUUUUAGAUGCUAGUUCAAUUCGAGAUGAAAUUGUGGAAACAUUAUUCGCUAAUUAUCAGAGUCAUGUUCGCCCUGGAGAGCUUAUUCGUAACACAACAGUGGUAACAGUUUAUAUAUCUGUAUCAGCUAUAACGUCUGUGGAUGUACGUAAUAUGGAAUACACUAUUGAUAUGUUACUUCGUCAAGCAUGGUAUGAUCCUAGACUAGCUUGGGAUCAAAUUGAGAAAUUCAAACAUUAUACAAAAAACAUUGUUUCUCCAGUUUUCAAAGAAAAAAUAUGGCUACCAGACUUGUUCUUUCGAAAUGGUAAGGAAGGCCGAUUACAUAAAAUGACUUGUGAGAACUUACUAAUACGCAUACAACCGAAUGGUGAAAUAUUGUACAGUCAGAAGAUCACCAUGCGAAUGGCCUGUCAGAUGGAAUUACGGACAUUCCCUAUGGAUACACAGGAGUGCGACAUGAAUAUUGGAAGUUAUGGAUAUACAUUAGAGCAAGUGAGCUUUGUGUGGAGAAACAUAUCACCUGUCACAUUACCGGAGAAUUUGCAGAUAUCGGAGUUUGACCCACCUGAAGUGGUCAGAGCUUAUGACUGCACAAGCGGAUACUCCACAUCAACUGGACAAUACACAUGUUUAAACGCUACUUUUACGCUACAACGGCAGUUAGGUUACUGGUUGGCAAGUACCUAUAUACCGAAUAUUCUCAUAAUGGUUGUUUCAUGGCUAAACUUUUGGGUUAGUUUAGAGGCGAUUCCAGCCAGAGUAAAUUUAAGUUUGUUAACGUUACUUGGUGUGAUAACUCAGUCGACCAGUUACGCAAGUUCCCUUCCAAGGGUAUCGUAUAUUAAAGCAAUUGAUAUUUGGACAAUAGCAUGCAUAACGUUUAAUUCUGGAGUAUUACUUGAAUUUGCGAUCGCUUCUCAUCUUGCUAGGCGUCAAAAAGUAUCUGAAUGGCAGGUAGAAGUUCGGAAGCUAGUUAGACGUGAACUAGCGAGGUGGUGUUCUGCUUGCCAAUUACAAUAUGCACAAAGGGGACCAUCUGCGCUCUCAGCAUACUCAGCUUCAAGCAGACCAAAUGAGAAAGUUGGUGAAUAUAUCAACUCGGUAGCUGCUGCUGCUUUCGCCAUUCAGAAUAGCCCUGUACUAGAAAGACCAAGUCCUCAAAUGUCUGUUCGCUUAACAAAGUCAGGUUUAAUGUCAAUGGCUAAUAUUAAGUCCGGAAAACCAGAUAAAGUUUCAAAGGGUGUUUUUUACGAAUUAGUUACCAAUGAUUCUGCACUUACAGCUUUAGAUACAACACAAAAGGAUGCCCUUUUACCAACAAAUGAACCACAACGCGUUAAAAAACCAGCGUCAAUGUCGAAAAUAGAUAGUUAUAGUCGAUUCGUUUUUCCAGCAUGCUUUUUACUUUACAAUUGUUUUUAUUGGCUUUAUUAUUUAGUGAUUGUUAAGCAUAAAUAGAAAGAUAAAUAAUGAAUGAAAACUGUUUUCCAUACCUCAUAAAUCAUUCCUUCAUUGUGCUGAUAUUUUGAUGAACAAGAAUUUUUAUGUACUCCUCUAAAUAAACCUUUGCUCAAUUAGAUCUCCAUCGUGUCAACGGAAAGCAGGUAACUUAUAAUUUCAAUUUUUUGCCUUUAAUCAGUAUUACUUGCAUUAAUUAUCCAUAUUUAAUGGGAAGUUGACUUGUUCUGCUAUAUAGUUUGAAACUUCAAUUUCUCAUUGAAUAAGUUUGUUUUAAAUUUUCAGAUGAAUCUUCCUUCAUUUUCGUUAGUAAUAAAAGUAGUAUUAAAUAGUGUACGAUAUUAUUUUCAAAAAUUUACCUGUCGGUACUUCAUAUUGCUUCGUUUAUUGUAGUUUUUUCCUCUUCUAAUAACUAGUUAUAAAAUCUUAAUGGAAAAAGUUAUAGUAACCAUUAUAGAUAUGUUCAGUGACAUUUAUCAAAAUUAAUUUAUUUACAACUAAGUAGUAAAUAGUUUAAAACAAUUUAUGGCCGCUAUAUCAUUAAAAACUUAAUUUUUGUAAUAUUUCCGGAUAUCCCAUAUAUACACACUUAUUGUAUUCCAUUCAUUGCAUUUACUCUAACAUUUUUAGUGUACAUAUUUUAUUCUUGUACCUAAAUGCGAUUUCUAUUCAAUCCUAGUAUAACAUAUUUAAAAAUACAA
Schistosoma haematobium is the source of this 2237-nucleotide messenger RNA. RefSeq names its product Glycine receptor subunit alpha-3 (gene GLRA3). Gene Ontology annotation, molecular function: transmembrane signaling receptor activity; neurotransmitter receptor activity; chloride channel activity. Gene Ontology annotation, cellular component: membrane; synapse; neuron projection. The record is from RefSeq and is a predicted model, not a curated record. Lineage: Eukaryota; Metazoa; Platyhelminthes; Trematoda; Strigeidida; Schistosomatidae. The coding region runs from base 1 to 1536 and encodes 511 amino acids. The transcript has a single exon. Gene Ontology annotation, biological process: signal transduction; regulation of membrane potential; chemical synaptic transmission.